Molecule: messenger RNA, 2023 nt
Organism: Bactrocera dorsalis (oriental fruit fly)
Lineage: Eukaryota; Metazoa; Arthropoda; Insecta; Diptera; Tephritidae
Product: GTP-binding protein Di-Ras2-like
Exons: 6
Coding region: 452-1246 (264 amino acids)
Molecular function (GO): GTPase activity; GTP binding
Source: RefSeq, a predicted model, not a curated record
AGCUCACUCUUCGCCGCACAAUGGCAAAACAGUUUGGAAUUUGCGCGAGCAAUCUUCAAGGGAGAGAAGAACAGCAUUAAAGGACAUCAACAAAAAGCAAACGACAUGUGAAUUUGUAAGCAAUAAAAUACGAAAAAGCAAUAAAUAGGAACACAAAAAAAUAAGAGGAGAAGAAGCUUAGACUACUCAGAAGUUUCAGCGUGUAAAAUAAGACACUUGUGGAAAGUAUGAAAAGGGAGAGUGAGGGACCGCGCUAACAGCAUGUGGUGCCGCCACAAUGCAUAAAUACACGAACUGGUAGUUGGCAAUGCGUACAAUAUACACAAGUGCACAAGAAUAGAACAUUUGUCGGGAUAAAAAGUAAAUAACUGCUGACUGUUGGUUGCUCAAGCAGCUGUGUGUUUAAGCACAUACCGCGCAUCCACAGUUGGAAUCGUCAGCCGUAUUCAUAAUGGCUGACUUGGAGCGCAUAAGACUGGUCAUACUGGGCGGUGCUGGUGUGGGCAAAAGUUCCAUCAUCAAACGUUUCCUCUUCAAGACCUAUACGGACAAAUAUCGUGCCACGGUCGAGGAUCUCUUUAAUCGGGAAUAUGAUUUGGGCGGCGUCACACUGAAGGUUGAUAUUUUAGACACUUCCGGUGAUAUGCAAUUUCCCGCUAUGCGCCGCCUGUCCAUUGCCACCGCCCACGCUUUCAUGUUGGUCUAUGCGUCCACGUCUGCGUCGAGUUUUCAUUGUGUCAAACAGUGUUUUGAGGAGAUACGUGAGCAGCGUGCCGACUUUCAGGAUAUACCCAUUGUUAUCGCCGGCAAUAAAUCUGAUUUGGCCAAUACACAGCGAGAGGUGCGACUGGAAGAAGUCACGGAUUGGGUCUACUGUGAAUUGCCGCGACUUAGAGCGAAAGUGCUGGAGUGCUCCGCCAAGGAGAAUCAACACGUGAGUGACCUCUUCAAAACUUUGCUCUCACUAUCGCGAUUUCUGCCCGUGGGGAGCAAUAAUGACGGCACAACUGGACUCAAGCGACGCUCUUCGGCAUAUGUUAGCGCAACGUCAAGUAGAAACAAGAAUCGCAAUGCCAGUCCUUGCGUUUCCGGUGAUAAAAAGUCCAGCUUGGUCGAAGCUGUUGAUCCAACCACCAGCAGCGGCGAUGCCAAACUAAAGCCCAGAUCUAGGUCACUCAUACGCCGUGCAUCACGCAAAACCAAACUGCAAAUCAACAACGCGUCCGAUGACUGUAAUUUGCAAUAAAGCAGCGUAAAGAGGAGGUGUGAAAGGCGAAAAUAUGUAUAAUUAUAUAAUAAAUUAUAAGUAAUAAAUCACAGUAGCAAACGAACAACAACAUCAACAAAAACAAGCAACAAUAAGCAGCAAAAAACGCAAAGACAAGCAGAAACUCAAAGCUACAAUUGUCGACAUAAGCAUUAGCGAUUGUGUGUAUAUAUGCGUGCUGGUAUUGGUGUGCAAAUAAGUGGGCAUAGUGUGUGUGUACGUUGUGCGUAUGUUUGAUUGCCUAUAUACAAACGUACUUAUGUACAUAGGUGUGUAUGAGUAAAAGGGCAAUUACUGCGGUUAAAAAGCGACGAAUAAAAGGUUUAAAAAUAUGAAAACAAAUGUUUACAACUUUUAGUAAAAAAGAUAUAUUUAUACGAGCUUAAUGAGGCACAAGUUGUUAUUCAAAUUUAUCAAAUAAUAUUUAAAAUGAUAAGCGUAAUUUUUUUAUAAACUUUUUAUAAAGAUGUAGUAUGUAUGUAACACAUGCGGUUAAAAUAAGAAUAAUUGCAUUGAAACAACAAAAAAUAAAUAGUGUUUUAUGUAAUUAAUUUUGGGUAAAAAUUUUACUUUUUUCAAGUAUAAAGUAUUUACGUUGCGUUAACAUAUAAUAUAUAAAUAUAUUUUAUUUAAAAACUGCAACUGCAUUGCAUUUAUUUCAUUGUUUUCAACAAUUUUAUGUUUUUACUAGCAGAGCAGGCCACGCGUUGCUGUGGCUGAGUGAUUCAAGAAGGAUUUGAAAGACAAAAUUUAACU